This is a messenger RNA of Seminavis robusta, 3066 nucleotides long. The record is from the annotation of a GenBank genome assembly. NCBI's taxonomy places the organism in Eukaryota, Bacillariophyta, Bacillariophyceae, Naviculales, Naviculaceae.
AUGAGAGCGAUUCGAUCUCUCGCUGCAGUGGCAGGGUUCGUCCUGGGCGUUGUUGCCCAAGAUUCCUCUGACCCACUCUACUACGACAAUCUCCGCGAUACCAACUCUGGGUUACUGAACGACGUGUCUGUGUCGGAGGACAGUAAUGUCUUUCAAGUUCAUCUGGGGGAUGGAACCCAGUACCGUUUGGCCGAACUCAAAGCCUUCUUGCCGCUUUCCAACGGUGCUUCCAUUCGAGCAGGCUACCAAGAUGACGCCGCAGCUGCUUUGUUGGCUGUCUACCAUUUCAACAAUCUCGAUAUGAGUCCCAUUAUCACGGAAGAAGACGUAGAAGGCUGUGAUGUCAAGUUGACCAUGGAAAUUGUCGAUUCCAAAUUCAGUCCGAUUGGCAGUACUCGCGUCUUUACCGAGUCGCUCCAUACGGAGAAUACUCUCUCAACGCCAUUGCCGACUGCGGUGAUUGGAGCCUACCGGUCAGCCACCACUUCGCCCUUGGCAAUUCUGACGGGAGUCAAUGGAAUCCCUCAGGCUAGUUACGCCUCGUCUUCCACCGAUUUUGACGUCAAGGAACAGUUCCCACUCUUUGGAAGGACUGUCACCAGCUCCACAGGAGAAGCCAAAGUGGCACUCGACUACUUUCAAUCCAUCAAAGCGUCCCAUGUAGGAGUCCUAUUCGUUACGGAUGCCUACGGAUCAGCUUUGCAAAAGGCGUUCCAGGAUGCUGCAAAUGAUGCAGGAAUGGUGACCGAUUCCGUGGCUUUUUCCUUCUCAGCCGAUCUCAAUGGGGACGAAAUUGAAAAUGCCAUUGAUCACUUGAAGCACACAGAGUUUCGACUGUUCUACGUCAUUUGCUUUGAAAAUCAUCUACGGCCCAUUGUCAAGACCGCCCUCGAACACGGUAUCAUCGGACCAGACUACUUGUGGAUCUUCCCAGGAUUCGAACGCACUGCAGUAGAACCCUUGAUUUCGGGAGACACCAUGAUGGCCAAAGCCACGCUGGGAAUGGGACUCUUGAAUGUCGAAGGAGGUGUCCGUAAAGAGCCCAUUAUUCCCAAACUGGGACUCGUGGCUCCGCUCGAAGACGUCCCCGAGACGGGAUACGAAAAAUUCCGCACCGCAUGGAGAAAGGCUCGGGCCCACUCCACCUUUGUCGAGUUUCUCCAAGCGAAGCUUCCCAACUCGCUGGAAACCAUUGAAGGAUUCGACAGGGAGGCCCCCUUUAGUAACGAGCCCGGAUCAUUCCGACCCAUGCUCUACGAUGCCGUCAUGGGGAUGGCACUGGCCAUGUGUCGAGCUGGAGACAGCACUGAAUUCUUCACUGGAACGAAUAUUUACGAUGAGUUCCUGCAGUUGAAUUUCACCGGAGCUUCGGGGAGCGUGCGUAUUUCAAACGAAACCGGAACUCGGGAGUUCCAAUCUUUGACAUACGCCCUCUGGAACAUUCAACCCUAUGAGGAUGCUGAUGAACAUGGAAACCCCCAAGUCAAACUCGUGCCCAGUGCGAGAUACGAUAAUGGUGUGUGGAAGUCAAUCGUUGGAAAUCCGUACAUUUUUGCUGAUGGAUCUUUGAAUCCACCGGAAUCCCUGCCUCCCGUCGACGAAAAGAUGAACUACAUUGGUGAUGCGGGAAGAAUUGCUGCCUUUGUUUUGAUGGCAUUGGUCAUGCUGGCAUCGGUCUUGUCGCUGGUUUGGAUGGGUCUGUUCUGGCAAGAACGUGUUGUCAGUUCAUCCCAGCCGUUGUUCCUGGUUUUGGUCAGCGUCGGUUCGUUCGUUAUGGUUUCCGCUAUUAUUCCUCUCAGCUACGAUGAGACCGUAACCGAAGAAAUUGAAUCCUUGAACAGUGCAUGCAUGGCUGGACCGUGGCUCUACAUCAUUGGUGCCGUCAUUGCAUUUAGUGCAUUGUUCGCCAAGACACGCGGAAUCCACAAGGCGUAUGCCAACCCUGAGUUGGAUUUCAUUCAUGUCACGUCCUUCGAUAUUUUUGGAACGCUCGCCUUUUUGCUGGCCAUCAACAUGAUUAUCCUUACAUGCUGGACUGUGUUGAACCCCCGAGAGUGGACUCGCACGCAGAAGGAUGCCACUGAUGUCUUUGAUCGUGCGGUGGAGUCAUAUGGAAGCUGUACAGGAGACGACUCCCUUCCCUACGUUAUUAUCUUGCUCGUGGUCAACUUUCUCUUUUUGAUUGUUGGGAACUGGUGGGCGUAUCAAUCACGAAACAUCGAGACCGAGUACCUCGAAAGUCGCUACAUCGGAAUUAGUAUGGCAGCUGUGUUACAGGCUUGGUGUAUGGGAAUUCCCAUUCUUAUUGUCGUCUGGGACACUCCGCAGGCGAAAUUCUUUGUGGAGACGGGUAUUAUCUUUGUUACGUCGCUCGCAUUCUUGCUGUUGAUCUAUGUCCCGAAGGUGAUGGCCAGUAUUGCCGACCGCAAGAAUGCCAUUGCUGAGGAGAAGAGGAAGGCAUACUCCAGUUUCAUCGAGAAUAGAGUUAAGCGGGAGAACUCGUACGCUGACACUGGAGCCAAGGGUGGUGCUGACUCUGACUCCGACAACAGCUCUGUCUCUUCUAUACAUGAAGGGGAAACGACUGACGAAACAAGCAACGAGAUUCGCAGCAGUGCCGAGUCCAGUUCGCCCGUGCGCACCAGCUUGACAAGUCGGGCUGGGUUGAUGGGCCUAGCGAAGCAAGCCUCGAACAGAAGUGCCAGGUUGGGAUUUAGUGGGGCACAAAAGCUUGACGAAAAGACUGAUCCAACCACCGGUAUCAAGAUUAUUCACAAUCCUCGGUCUGAACGCAACCUCAACGUGACUCAAGGGCGAGAAAUGAGCAGGAGACAGCUUGCCCAAUACUGCGGCAGUGAUUCCGAAUCCGAGGAUGAUCGUCCUGCGAAGCUGGAGAAGAUUAGCAGCAGUCAAGACCAGGAUGUUUCGGAACCUAUUCCGCCACCGGUUCCUGUGGUACUACCUGUAGAGGAACAGAGUCCUGAGGUACCGGCAGAGGAACACAGCCCCCAGCAAGAACAGAGCCCCGAACCUGAACCAGAAAAGCAGGUUGAGCCGACUGCAUAG